AUGUACCUCCUCCUCACCCUCCUCACCCUCUCCACCCCAACCCUCUCCCUCGCCCACCUCGCCCAACUCCCCCCAUGCACCCCCUCAACCGCCCCAUGCAGCCCCCUCACAACCCCCUGCCCCUCAUCAAGUACGCAGUGCGCAACACUGCGUUCGCACGGGUCCGUCGGGAUUGCCGUGUGUCGCGCUGGGAAGUGUGAGGUGCAAAACGCGUGCGAAUGUGCGAGUGAUGGGGUGGGUGGAGUGCGGUGUGUAGGGUCGGAUCGGGGUAGUAGUAGUAGUACUGGAGCAAUGGUGAAAAAGUCGAGGGGAAAGGGGUGCGAAAAGGGCCAACUAGCUUGUCUGGCGAAGAAUGAUCAAGGAAAGGAUGGAGCUGUUUUCCGGUGUAAUGAGCGGGGGUUGUGGAGGCUUGUGGCGGAUUGUUCGCAGUGGGAGGUUUGUGUUGAGGAGCCUAUGCCGCAUUGUGUGUGGCGUUGA
Messenger RNA from Bipolaris zeicola 26-R-13, 477 nucleotides. RefSeq lists its product as uncharacterized. The record is from RefSeq and is a predicted model, not a curated record. The transcript has a single exon. NCBI's taxonomy places the organism in Eukaryota, Fungi, Ascomycota, Dothideomycetes, Pleosporales, Pleosporaceae. The coding region runs from base 1 to 477 and encodes 158 amino acids.